AAGAAGAUUCUCCGGUGGUCCGGGAGGAGCAGUGCAAAACCGCAGCUGGUGCGUGGAGGAGGACACGGGAAUACGACGGACGGAUUGAAGCAAAGGUGAAAAAGUACUGAAACCCGAAAAAAGUAGUGUUGUCCGCAAGAGUGAAGAAAAGCUGCUAAUUUCGCGUUGUUCACCGCAAUUUCGGGCCUCGGAAUGUCCUCCCAGAUUGGCUGCCUGGAAGUGAAGUGUGCAGUUGGUGGAAUUUUGCGAGUGGAGAUGUAAUCGGGGGAUUUUUUCCUUUCCAUCCCAUGGUGGAGUGAUUUUUAAUGGCCGUGUUCGAUGAUAGUGGCAGCAGUAGUAGCAGUACCAACAACAACAACAACAGCAGCAGCAACAAUAUUAUUUGCAAGGUGAAAAACAGCAAUGGUAAAAUCGUUGUUGGAAGCAGCACCAGUUCCAGCAACAGCACUUCGACAACAAUUACUAGCAAAGGAGGAGGAACAGUUCCCAGUCUGUCGCUGUACGAGGACGGGAAUCUCCGGAUCAUGUCCCGGACCGACACGGACGAUACGGAUGACGAGCAGCAGCUCGAGGCGUUGGAUCCGGUCUCGCAGCUCGAGGAGGACCUGCGGAACAUCAAGUCCGUGAUUCACGUCACCCGGGAGAACAUCGAUGCGCUGAAUGCCAAGUUUGCCGACUUCCAGCAGCCGCCGGCCCUCUAUUUGGAGGAGUACCAGGAGCUGACCUCGAAGCUGCACGACCUCGAAACCAAGGAGCAGGAACUGAUGGAGCGGAAAAGUCAAAUGCAGGCCCAGGCCCUGGCAGCCCAGAGUGAGCGGGAAUCGACGAGUGAACCGAGCGAACCACCCGAUCCGGAGGAACGCGUCGAGGUCGACAGCAUGUGCGGCACACUCAGCCGCCAGUCCAAGAUGCUACUGCGGGCUCACUUACCAAAUCAGCAGCGAACAUCGGUCCAGGUGGUCCCCGGAAUGCGGUUGAAAGAUGCACUCGCCAAAGCUCUCAAGCGACGUAACCUUACCUGUGACAUCUGUGAGGUAACGUCGGCCAACAGCGAUUACCCGAUCCACUGGGACACCGAUGUGAGCAUGCUAAAUUGCGAGGAGGUGUUUGUCCGCAUUCUGGACAUCGGGUUUCCCACUUACAUCUCGCACCAGUUCAUUCGGAAGACAUUCUUCUCGUUAGCGUUCUGCGAGUGCUGUCGCCGAUUGCUCUUCACGGGAUUCUACUGCAAUCAGUGCAAUUACCGAUUCCAUCAGCGGUGCGUGGACAAAGUGCCGCUGGUGUGCAGUAAGCGCCACAUGGACAACACCUUCUAUCACCAUUUGCUGGCCAAUCCGGAGAGCACGGUAGGAAUAAUCAAUCCCGGCACCGGUGGCUACAACACUAGUCUGCGGCAUCCCCGUUCGCUCAACCAGCAGGACCGAUCUAAUUCGGCGCCAAACGUGUGCAUCAACAGUGUCAUGAAACCGCUGUUCGGCGCGGUAGACAACCGACCGUUGAUCAACUGCAGACCACUCCAGGUAGCCCAAGCUAACCAGGAACAUUCACAUUCCACUCAAGCAUCGCCAACGAACACGUUGAAGCACAGCAAACGUCCGAGGGCACGUUCGGCCGACGAAAGCAAUAAGAAUCUGCUCUCGCCACGGGACUCGAAGCAGUCCGAGGAGAACUGGAAUAUUCAAGCGGAGGAAAUCCUGAUCGGGCAGCGUAUCGGAUCCGGUUCGUUCGGAACGGUCUACAAGGCGCACUGGCAUGGGCCGGUGGCCGUGAAAACGCUGAACGUCAAAACACCCAGCUCGGCGCAACUGCAGGCGUUCAAGAACGAGGUCGCCAUGCUGAAGAAGACUCGUCACUGUAAUAUACUGUUAUUCAUGGGUUGUGUAAGUAAACCUUCGCUAGCGAUCGUUACUCAGUGGUGCGAGGGCAGUAGCCUCUACAAGCACAUUCACGUUAUUGAGACAAAGUUCAAAUUGAAUACGCUAAUAGAUAUCGCCAGACAGGCAGCGCAGGGCAUGGACUAUUUGCAUGCCAAAAAUAUCAUUCAUCGGGAUCUCAAAUCGAACAAUAUAUUCUUACAUGACGAUUUAUCGGUUAAGAUAGGAGAUUUCGGCCUGGCCACGGCCAAGGUUCGAUGGUCCGGUUCGCAGCAAUCUAAUCAACCGACUGGAAGCAUUCUCUGGAUGGCUCCAGAAGUCAUUAGAAUGAAAGAGGUAAAUCCCUACUCAUUCCAGAGUGAUGUUUACGCGUUUGGAAUUGUUCUGUACGAGAUGCUUACUGAACAGCUACCCUACAGUCACAUCAACAACAAGGAUCAAAUCCUUUUCAUGGUCGGCUGUGGCAAACUGCGACCCGAUCUGACCAACGUACGCUCUGAUUGUCCGCAAGCUCUCAAGCGUAUUGUGGAAGACUGCAUCAAAUUCAGCCGCGAAGAUCGGCCUCUUUUCCGGCUACUGUUGAACAUGCUCGAAAAUAUGCUCCGCACGCUGCCCAAGUUUCACCGCAGUGCGAGUGAGCCCAACUUCACCCAAACGCAGCUCCAAAAUGACGAUUUUCUCUAUCUUUGCUCCAGCCCAAAGACUCCGGUUAAUUUCCACAAUUUUCAAUUCUACAAUGGAACCGGCAAUAUCUAGCUUAUUCGCGCGGAUCUAAAAUCGGGAGCCACUACAUGAUAGUUCAAUGUUACUGGUAUUUGGAAGAAAGAUUCUCAUCACCAUUCUCUUGGAGAGCAUAAACCCCGUGAUUAGCACGUGGAUUGGAGCAAGUUGUGUUGUAAUGAUGGGUGAAGUUGAUGCCGCAUCUCCUAUUUCUGUCAGACUGGUGUAAAUAAUCACAUGGUUUCUCUUCUGAGGAGAGAAUAAAAUACGUUACACAUGAUACUAGAUUAUGCAAAAAUACGCUUCGCGGAAGACAAACAAGAGGUGUAAUCCCAUUCAUUUUCCAAGAGUGGCGCGGAGAAAUAAUUUAUCAUCGUUUUAAUUUGGAAUUAUUUCAAAAUCUGAUUAGGAAACUGUAUUCGAAAAGAGAUUGUAUUUUUUAUGCUAAGAGUCUAGGUUUACGUUAUGCUCUGUAAAUAUGAUUUAGCUUUAGUGGCUAUUAUGUGUACAAACAACCUGUCGAUGAUUUCAGUUAGUUAUUAGUUCAGUGGAAAGUAAUCAGCAGCUAUAAGAUUUGCGUCUUUUGCUCAAGAUCUGUUAUGCGCAACGUGAUGUUUAGUUAACGUUUUGACCUAAAUUUCCAUCAGCAAUUAUGCAAAUAUCGAAUAGCCUUUAAGGUAGUGUACGAACACACGAUAAGUUCCCCCCACCCUCCAUUACUAGCUAACUACGUUACUUAUCCAUCCAAGAAUUCCUGAUAGUGGUGCCAUUGAAAUGUGUAAAAUGUGUAAAAAUCCUGUACAAUCAUUUGAUAUAAUCAAGCAGAAUAACACUUGGGUUGAAUGAUCUCCUCUAACGGCUAUAAACACACUAGAUAAAAUGUUUGCGAUAUCGUUUGCAAUAUGGUCAUUCAGCAUCAAGUCGCUGAGAAAAGGUGAGACUCAAAUGAGGUUCGAACAUUUUCCUAAACUGAAAAACAGAGCUGGUAACAGUUUUUUUUGAGACUUGGUCACUAUUCUAAUGAAAGUCUCUAUUUUUGAAGGAUGGUCUCUUUUUAAACUCUUUUUAAACCAAAAGUUUUUUUUUUCAUUUUCUGCUUGCAGAAAAUCCUCGUGCAACAUUUUAGAAGCUCCCAGGGCUGGUAGCAGAUUUCUUUCGUGCACGAACUUGUCUAAUGAUCGUAUUCAAACGAUUGACUAUAAUUAAAACUUGAUUCUUUGCCCAAACGAACUAAUUUUGUCAGUACCUGUAUCAUUGUAUACCUUUGCUUGUGAAACAUCGGCAUAGUAGAUGCAAUCGAUUCCUACGUUCGAUUCGGCAUUAGACUCUCCAUUUUUUUCCCUCUCAUCCACGAUAACAAUCGAUUACACAUUUUCAAGCUCUUGCUGUAUAUCCGGUAUUAGAGUUUUCAUCGAACAUAAAAGAAAAAAUCAGUUUUAGUCUGUAGCAAGUGCAGCCGAAUCCCUGAAUCGGGGCUCGCAAUCGGGUUUCCGUACGAAUACGAAUGGAGAAAAUCGAAUUUAAAAGCAAACGAUUGUUAUGUCGUUAUCUAUGAAACAUGACCCGAUUGAACAAAGUUCGACUAAUGACGUUUAGAGAACCGACGACGAGCUAGAAUAAACGAACAUGACCCGGGACAUUGGUGAGGAUAUGAAGUCCCUACACACAACCACGUGUGAAAUGAAAACUGAUAACUCUUAAACUCGUAACAGCAGCCAGAAAUUCUACAUAUGUUUGUGAUGAAACAGUUUGCAUAUUAGGCGUAGCUUGAUCUGAUAUGAAACAUACGAAAAUCGAAAAAUGAGCUGAAAGUCUUUUUAAUAAAAAUAAAUAAUAAUAAUAAAUCCUACAAAAUGUAGAAUUUUGACCGAAAGCUUUACCGCCUGAUGUAGCAAUAAAUGAUCAAACAGAAGGAAGACAUCUCACCCACAUUAACUAUGAAUUUGAAUUUCAUGUGAACUUCGUAAAUGAGCCUUCAGAGGCGCCAGUAGUCCAUCGAUUCGACAUUCGCUAGUGUGAAUGCUGCUGAAUGAGUGUCAGACAAACUUUAAACUGAAAUCCAAAAUGGCCGAUAGUGUUUCGCGUGGCUCUGCCGAUAACCACGAAAUUAUCAUGUGUCGUACUUAUCAUAUCAGAACAGACUGCGCCGCCCAUAGCUACGUACCCGAGCGGAGAGAGAAUAAAUUCAUAAAAAACGAACGCUAAAUUUGACGCAACAUCCUGACUCUUCUACAUUCAUGGAACAAAACUAAACACUCGUUUUGCCUGACUUAACUGCUAAAGCAAAAACAAAAACCAGAAAUUUGAUUGCAAAAUAAACUAAGAUGGAUAUCAAAUAAAACAAA
This is a messenger RNA of Aedes aegypti (yellow fever mosquito), 4939 nucleotides long. Its product is annotated as raf homolog serine/threonine-protein kinase phl. The record is from RefSeq and is a predicted model, not a curated record. Gene Ontology annotation, biological process: signal transduction; protein phosphorylation. Gene Ontology annotation, molecular function: ATP binding; protein kinase activity. The transcript has 4 exons. Lineage: Eukaryota; Metazoa; Arthropoda; Insecta; Diptera; Culicidae. Bases 306 to 2630 code for a protein of 774 amino acids.